Messenger RNA from Cylicocyclus nassatus, 804 nucleotides. NCBI's taxonomy places the organism in Eukaryota, Metazoa, Nematoda, Chromadorea, Rhabditida, Strongylidae. The record is from the annotation of a GenBank genome assembly.
GCUGGUAUCCUUCCCUUGUGAGAUUUGCUUUGUGCAAAUAAAAGUCGUAUUUCUGCCUCAUAUCCAGCUAGAAACCUCAGAUGUCGGCUGUAAGAUAUGCAGCUCGGUUUAUAAAUCGAAACCCUCGUAAUCUGGAGAUGAUGGGUAUUCAGAAGGCACCGACUGGUUACGAAUUCGAGAAGGAUGCAGCUAAACAUUGUUUCAUUUACAGAGUGGAAUUAUUACAAUCUAAAGCUCACCAAGAUGCUCGCGUUCUUCAUUACAUCGAUGGUCCUGUCGUUGAGGCGUCCACACGAGAGAAGUCUAUCUCCGAACAGCUUUACAGCAAUACGGACACAUGUGCAGCGAUGAAUCUUGGCAGAAUUCUAGCUGUACGGUGCUUACGAGCUGGAAUUCACUUUGCAUUACCCGCGCCUAGUUGGGAGCAAAUUGAAAGUAGUAAACAUCAAAAAGAGUUUUUCAAAGCGUUGGAGUCCGAAGGAUUGCAACUAAAUGAACCGAAAGCACAAGAACAAGGUUAUGAAACGGAUAAAUCCAUGACCUGGCAACGAUAUCCUCUGCUGCCGUCACGACAAGAUAAACUAGAUGAGUUGUAGGAAUGAGGUUGUUGUUUAUUGUUUUCUUCGUUCGUUCAUUUGAAUUUUCAUUUUUUCAUCGUUCAUUCGUUUGAAAUUUGUGAGUUCCACUAAAAUCAAUCUGAUAAUGUCAGAGGCUCACUGUGAGAACUCCACAUUGCUUGAUCAUUGUUAUUUUGCGUUAACUGCAGCGUGAACCCCAAUCUCAGAUGGCCCUGUCUAUAUUGAU